AGACAGGAAGGUAUGAUCAUUAUCAUACGCAGAUGACAUUGUAUUGAUAGCGGACAGAGAAGAGGAGUUAAAGGAAAUGAUGAAGAGAUUUAAGACAUUCCUAGAGGAAGUGAAACUGGAACUGAGCACCGAAAAGACAAAAGUAAUAGUGUUUGAAAAGAGGAGGAACAAGAGGAGGCAAAGGAAAUGGAGAUGGGGGAACAAGAACUAGAAGAAGUGGAUGAGAUUAGGUAUUUAGGGUACAUACUGCAAAAAAACGGGAGCGACGAGAAGCAUAUCCAAGACAGAAAAAGGAGGGCAGCAAUUGCGAUGAAGAAGACAUGGAGCGUAGGAGAAAGGACAUUUAAAAGGGACUACAAGAGGAGAAUGAGGAUGUUUGGAGCACUGGUAGAGAGUGUAGCGCUGUAUGGAACGGAGGCGUGGGGAUGGAAUAUAGAGGAGAGACUGGACAGGGUAAAAAGGAGAUACGUGAGAUGGUUGCUAGGCUUAGACACAACAACGCCAAAUUACAACCUGAGAGAGGAAUGCAAGAUAGAGGAAAUUAGAGAAAAGGCACUGAAAAGAGCAAUAAGGUACGAGGAGAAGGCCUUGGAAUCGAAGAAGGAAUUAGUGAAAGAAUGUAUAAAGGAGAGGGAAAGGAAUUGGGGAAAGGGCCAAGAAGGGAAAAGAGCAAGGAAAAGAAAGAUGAGGUUAGAGGAGGCGAGAGAGGGAAGGACUCAAGGAGAGGCAGGAGAUAGACAAGAAAGAAUGACAGCGAACCAGAUCAUAGAAGAAAGAAGGAAAAGAGAAACAGAGGAAAGGGAGAAAAGAAUAAGGGAAUCUAAAUACAAUAGACAGUACAGAAACAUAGCGAAAGGAGGGCUACCAAAAAUAUCUAGAAGGAAAGAUGAAAUGGAAGGACAGAAGUAUAGUAGCAAGAUUUAG
Bombus impatiens (common eastern bumble bee) is the source of this 924-nucleotide messenger RNA. RefSeq names its product vicilin-like seed storage protein At2g18540. The coding region runs from base 187 to 924 and encodes 245 amino acids. The record is from RefSeq and is a predicted model, not a curated record. NCBI's taxonomy places the organism in Eukaryota, Metazoa, Arthropoda, Insecta, Hymenoptera, Apidae. The transcript has a single exon.